GUUUUGUUUGUCAGCAGUUAGGCGGUGUUGGAUAAACGUGUGGUUUUAAGCAAGCCUGAGGGCCAGGAGGCAGCUCUGGGAGGAGCCCUUUCUGUGGGCAGCCAGAACCUUCUGGUCAUAGAGGCAAAGCUGAGCCGUUACCUGGACUUAUGACCCGUGGCCUCGCUCCACUCCUGCCCAUCGAGUUCCACAAGAUGGGCUCCUUCCGCAGGCCCAGACCACGCUUCAUGAGUUCCCCAGUGCUCAGUGAUCUGCCCAGGUUCCAAGCCACCCGGCAGGCUCUGCAGCUGAGCUCCAACUCUGCCUGGAACAGUGUCCAGACGGCUGUGAUCAAUGUUUUCAAAGGGGGCGGAUUACAAAGCAAUGAGCUCUAUGCACUGAAUGAAAAUAUCAGGAGGCUGCUCAAGAGUGAACUCGGGUCGUUCAUUACAGACUAUUUCCAGAACCAGCUUCUUGCAAAGGGACUGUUCUUUGUGGAGGAGAAGAUCAAGCUGUGUGAAGGUGAAAGUCGCGUUGAGGUUUUGGCUGAAGUCUGGGACCACUUCUUCACUGAGACCCUCCCCACCCUGCAGGCAAUAUUCUAUCCAGUUCAGGGACAGGAGCUGACCAUCCGCCAGAUCUCUCUGCUGGGCUUCCGAGACCUGGUCCUGCUGAAGGUGAAGUUGGGCGACCUGCUGCUACUGGCACAGCCCAAGCUGCCCUCAUCCAUUGUCCAGAUGCUGCUUGUCCUGCAGAGUGUUCAUGAGCCCACAGGCCCAAGCGAGGGCUAUCUGCAGCUGGAGGAGCUGGUGAAGCAAGUGGUUUCUCCCUUCCUUGGCAUCAGCGGGGACCGUGGCUGCUCAGGCCCCACGUACACGCUUGCUAGGCGGCAUUCCAGGGUCCGGUCCAAGGUGACUCUCCCGAACUAUGCCUCCCCGAUGACCACAGUCAGCCGACCACUGAAUGAGAUGGCCUUGACCCCACUGACGGAGCAGGAGGGGGAAGCCUACCUGGAGAAGUGUGGCAGUGUCCGGCGGCACACAGUGGCCAACGCCCACUCAGACAUCCAGCUGCUGGCCAUGACUACCAUGAUGCACUCAGGCUUGGGGGAGGAGGCUGGCAGUGAGGACAAGUGCCUGCUUCUGCCACCCAGCUUUCCAUCACCCCACCGGCAGUGCUCCAGUGAGCCCAGCAUCUCUGACAGCCCUGACGAACUGGAACAGGUGGCAAGUGGCAGCCAAGAGGACUCGGAGUUGAACUGUGCUUCCCUCAGCUGAGCCACCCCCCUCCAGGA
Messenger RNA from Castor canadensis (American beaver), 1273 nucleotides. Lineage: Eukaryota; Metazoa; Chordata; Mammalia; Rodentia; Castoridae. The record is from RefSeq and is a predicted model, not a curated record.